Molecule: messenger RNA, 1065 nt
Organism: Echinostoma caproni
Lineage: Eukaryota; Metazoa; Platyhelminthes; Trematoda; Plagiorchiida; Echinostomatidae
Source: the annotation of a GenBank genome assembly
AUGGCCAAAACUCAGCGCAACAAAAAUACAAUGGGACACUUGGGAUUGCUCAAGGCUCGACUAGCCAAAUUGCGUCGUGAACUGAUCGAACCAAAAGGAGGUGGCGGUGGAGCUGGUGAAGGAUUUGAUGUGGCCAAAACUGGUGACGCGAGAAUAGGAUUUGUGGGGUUCCCUUCCGUGGGGAAAUCAACGUUGUUGUGUAAUUUGGCUGGAGUUUAUUCCGAGGUGGCUGCUUAUGAGUUUACUACGUUGACCACAGUCCCCGGUGUAAUUCGAUAUAAGGGAGCGAAAAUUCAACUGCUCGAUCUCCCCGGUAUCAUAGAGGGAGCGAAAGAUGGAAAAGGGCGAGGGAAACAAGUGAUUGCCGUUGCUCGCACGUGUUCUCUGAUCUUGAUGAUUUUGGAUGUAUUAAAACCGUUGCAUCACAAACGUCUCCUGGAACACGAACUGGAAGGUUUUGGGAUUCGAUUAAAUAAAAGCCCUCCUAAUAUAACUGUUAAGCGAAAGGACAAAGGUGGUUUGAACUACCAGGCUCUGGUUCCUCAGUCAGAGUUGGACAAAGAAACGGUGAAAACAAUCUUGGCUGAGUACAAGAUGCAUAAUGCUGAUGUUUUGUUACGCUGUGACGCUACCGCUGAGGACUUGAUUGAUGUUAUUGAGGGCAAUCGUGUGUAUAUUCCUUGUAUUUAUGUCCUGAACAAAAUCGACCAAAUUUCCAUUGAAGAAUUGGAUAUCAUUUGUCGAAUACCUCAUUGUGUCCCAAUCUCAGCCCAUCAUAAGUGGAAUUUCGACGACCUACUCGAGAUGAUCUGGGAAUAUUUGCAUUUGAUCCGUAUCUACACAAAACCAAAAGGUCAAGGUCAGCUACCGGAUUACACUGCCCCCGUCGUGCUUCGUUCCGCGUCGCAUAGCGUUGAAGACUUCUGCAACAAACUGCAUCGUUCGAUCAUCAAAGAAUUUAAAUAUGCAUAUGUCUGGGGAGCAUCAGUGAAGCAUCAGCCUCAAAGAGUUGGAAAAGAUCACGUACUUGUUGACGAGGAUGUCGUCCAGAUUGUCAAAAAGUGA